UACAAUAUCUUACGUAAUACAACGAUACAUAGUACAGUUUCCUCUGGACGCGCGUUAGUGUGAAACCGGCGCGCGCGCACACCAUGCCCUGAGGGAUUUUCCAGUGUUUUUUUUUCUUUUUUGUGGCCAGUGAUUUUUUUGUUUUGGAUUUAACGUUAUAAAUAAAUCAAGAUGGCGAAAGAAAAUGCUGAUAUUCCUUACGAGGUGAGAUCGUCGGACGAGCUCGGGCGCUACUUGGUGGCCGCCAGAGACCUGUCCCCUGGCGACUUGGUGCUUACGGAGCGACCUCUGGUCUUCGGGCCCAAGGGUAUGCCUGACCCGGAGGCGGUCAUGCCCUGCGUCGGCUGCUAUAAGCCUGUAUCUACAGAAGCCGGAGAACGGUGUUCGAAGUGCGGCUGGCCAGUCUGCUCCGGCAACUGUCCGGGCCUGACGGACCCCCGACACCACGGUGCCGAGUGCCUCAUCCUUAGCGCCAGACCUGACUGCGAGCUGAAGGACAUGUUCAACUAUUACAGGCAUGACGCGCUUCUGCCGCUGCGCUGCGUGCUACUUCAAUCGGUGGACCCUGACAAGUGGAGCAAGCUGACCGAGAUGCAGUCUCACAUGGAGUGCCGCACUCCUGGCACCGAGGCCUAUGAUGAUGCCAACGAGUUCAUCGUGGAGUACCUCAUGAACAACUUCAUAAGCAAGCUAGACGAGGCCACCAAGAAGAAACACUUACCAAACAUUUCCCCCGACCUCAUCCACAAGAUGUGUGGCAUUAUCGACACCAAUGCCCUAGAAAUCCGCCACCCAGAAGGCUCAGAGUUGCUUGCCCUGUUCACGAAUACUUGCAUAAUGGAGCACAGCUGCAUUCCCAACACUAAACACACAUUUGCCCAAUCAGUCAAAGAUAAAAACGAGUUGUUCAGGAUAACAGUCAAAGUUGUAGUGCCAGUACAAAAGGGGAAUCAUAUAACUACGAUGUACAGUCAUGCUUUAUGGGGAACUCAAGCUAGAAGGCAGCAUUUGAAAGAUACCAAAUACUUCGCCUGCAAAUGUCAAAGGUGCAGUGAUCCAACUGAAUUAGGGACUUAUUUGAGUGCUAUGAAAUGCCUAGGAGAUGAUGGGAAUCCAUGUGACGGUAUCCAUCUACCCGAAGAUCCGUUAGAUGAUGAAACGGAAUGGGCUUGUAACAAAUGUUCAGUCAAAAUAAACAAUUCUCAAGUGAACAUGAUAAUUUCACAGAUGGGAGAAGAAGUGGAGAAUGUGCAGAUGAUGGGUGGGUCUCCGAUGAUGCUGGAGAAUCUAUUGUGUAGACUGUCAACUUUUCUCCAUCCUAAUCAUUACCAUUUGUAUGCAAUUAAGCAUUCUUUGAUUCAGCUUUAUGGUAGACUUACAGAUCAAAUGUCCCAAAAUAUGCUGGAUAAGAAAAUUAUGAUGUGUAGAGAUCUAAUCAAAAUAACAAAAACUUUAGAUCCAGGAAAUGCUAGGCUAAGCUUAUACAAUGCUGUAUUACAGUAUGAGUUACAUACAGCUUUGGUAUUAUCUGCUAAAAAUCCAAAGAAUGAUGGUACUCCUAGAACUGAUGAAGAAGUAAAACAACUGCUAGUGGAAGCGAAGGAUACUAUUGAAGAUGCAAUUGUUUCCCUAAAAGAUGAUUUAGAAGAGACAUCAGGAAACCAACUCCUUGAAGUUAUCCAAAAGAGUAAGAAGGAAUUUGACAGGCUUUGUCAAGAAAAGAAGUAAUCAGUGUCAAAAUUUGGUUUUAUUUUAGAGUUUUUUUUAUGUUUUUACAAAUAAAUAUUAAAUAAUACUUAAAGUAAUAUCACAGGGAAUUCUUUGUUACAGUUCUCCUCAAUAUAAACUUGUUUUGAUUUCGUGUAUCACUUAUUAACAAUCUGUAUAAUUAAGAACAUGCCACUCAUGCUUACAGUUGAUACCUACUUAAUUACAACAUUUCAUUCUUCAUUGACUUUAUGCUAAUAAAUCAUUAAAAUUAGGGUAACUUAUCAUUAAAACAACGUAACAGUAAAUUGAUGGUAAUUUGGUUCAGGGUUUCGAUCUUUGGAUAAUUUAUUUGUAAAACCAUACAGCUUUUUAUUUUGCAGAGAAAUAAAAAUCUAUUAGGUCUUUUC
This is a messenger RNA of Ostrinia nubilalis (European corn borer), 2117 nucleotides long. RefSeq names its product SET domain-containing protein SmydA-8-like (gene SmydA-5). Gene Ontology annotation, molecular function: protein binding. The coding region runs from base 172 to 1728 and encodes 518 amino acids. NCBI's taxonomy places the organism in Eukaryota, Metazoa, Arthropoda, Insecta, Lepidoptera, Crambidae. The record is from RefSeq and is a predicted model, not a curated record. The transcript has 6 exons.